GGAAAUGUGGCAGCGGCAGCGGAGCCACGUGUGGAGCAGAGAGCCGGCGUACGCUAGGUCCCUGACACUUGGCAGAUGUUAACACCAUGAGCUUUGUGGCAUACGAGGAGCUGAUCAAAGAAGGCGACACAGCCAUCCUGUCAUUAGGCCAUGGCUCGAUGGUGGCAGUGCGUGUGCAGCGUGGGGCCCAGACCCAGACCCGGCAUGGCGUCCUGCGGCACUCAGUGGACCUGAUUGGCCGCCCAUUUGGCUCCAAGGUGAUCUGCAGCAGAGGCGGCUGGGUGUAUGUGCUUCACCCCACUCCUGAGCUCUGGACGGUGAACUUGCCCCACCGCACACAGAUUCUCUACUCCACCGACAUUGCCUUACUCACCAUGAUGCUGGAGCUGCGACCCGGUUCUGUGGUCUGUGAAUCAGGCACGGGCAGUGGGUCUGUCUCCCAUGCCAUCAUCCGCAGCAUCGCCCCGACUGGCCACCUACACACGGUGGAGUUCCACCAGCAGCGGGCAGACAAGGCCCGGGAGGAGUUCCAGGAGCAUCGGGUGAGCCAGUGGGUGACUGUGCACACCCAGGAUGUGUGCCGCAGUGGCUUUGGUGUGAUCCAUGUGGCUGAUGCUGUCUUCUUGGAUAUCCCAUCACCCUGGGAAGCUGUGGGCCAUGCCUGGGAUGCCCUCAAGGUUGAAGGUGGGCGCUUCUGCUCCUUCUCUCCAUGCAUUGAGCAGGUGCAGCGCACGUGCCAGGCCCUGGCAGCCCACGGCUUCACAGAGCUCAGCACCCUGGAGGUGCUUCCACAGGUCUACAAUGUACGCACCGUCAGUCUACCCUUGCCUGACCUGGGACCCAGUGACCUAGAGGUCAGCGUGGUCUCCGACGCCAGCUCCUUCCGCAGUGGCACACCCAUGAAGGAGACUGUAGGACACACUGGCUACCUGACUUUUGCCACCAAGACUCCAGGCUAGUGGGCCUGGACAGGAGUAUCACAGGCAAGCAAGGAGGCCAGAAGCUACCUUAUAUGGUCAGCCACUGCCUGUGGGGCUGGUGUUUAGAAAUAGAUGGCAGGGUGGGGCAGGGGCCUCCUGGGUAGUUGACGGGGGUGAGGAGGCUGGCCUUGUUCAGGAGGGAGGUAUUCCUAUGUUCAAGCUCUAUCCUGGCUGCUUUUUGUCACCAUGAAGUUUCCCCUACUAUAGACUCUCCUGGGUGUGGAGACCAGAUGGUACAAACUGAGGGCAGAGGAAGGUUCUGGGCAUUACCUAAAGGCUGAGCUGAUCUACAGGGCCAAUGGACUGUCUCAUCCCCGGUCCAAAGCUCCAGCCACUGGUGGUCCGCAGCCAAAAGUUGUGGAUCAGCUAACCAGAAAGCCUGGCCCUGCCUUUAUCUGGUGUGCUGUCUGUCAUCUAGAAUUAGGCAUCAUCCUGUGAAAGGGGGUCCAGUAGGAUAGGCCUAGGCCUCCAGUGACCCGUCAAGCCCAUGUUGGAGCAAGGGUCAAAGAGGGGCCACAGGGGCUGGAGAGAUGGCUCAGAGGUUACACUGACUGCUCUUC
Molecule: messenger RNA, 1540 nt
Organism: Onychomys torridus (southern grasshopper mouse)
Lineage: Eukaryota; Metazoa; Chordata; Mammalia; Rodentia; Cricetidae
Gene: Trmt61a
Product: tRNA methyltransferase 61A
Exons: 4
Coding region: 87-959 (290 amino acids)
Biological process (GO): tRNA methylation
Cellular component (GO): nucleus; tRNA (m1A) methyltransferase complex
Source: RefSeq, a predicted model, not a curated record